AUGGAGGUGGAACAGGAUGAUGAGCAGGUCGACCUCGGCAACUCGAAACCGCCAUCUUUCUCGCGUCGUAAGACCUCCGGCAACGUGCAGGCUGAGGGUUCAGGGACAGGACCUUCCGACCUCACCGGAGAUGUACAGCGCUCCGAUCGUGGGAGUCCUACUCCUGUUCCUGUGUCCCCUCCGUCGGCGGAACCACCGUCGCCUCCUGCCUUCAUUGCCUCUCCUAUCGAUGUCCCAGCGUGGUCGGCCGAUGCUCGAGUAGACGUGCCUUGGACUCCCCGGCGUCGUGAUACGGAACGACUUGCAGGGCUGUUGUCGGCGAACGCUAUUACAGCUUACGCACCGGGAUCGGCCGACAGCGCGAUACGUGUUUUCGGUUACGAAGAGUACGCUGCGUUGUCGGCUUCUGAAGUUCGUGACAUAUAUGCCGGUCACUCGAUACUGGUCCGUGACGGUCCAGUCGACGGCUACUGGGCUUGGGGUUUGGAGGCGUUCUCCGCCAUUCGGCCGGUGAUUGGCACAACCCUUCAGGUGCAAGAUGCGCGAGGCUCGUUUACGUCGACCAAUGCAUCCUCGCGUUUAACCAACAAGAUCACUUCAACGUUUGUUGGCACGGUGGACAAGACUAUUCCAGAGCUUGUCACGGCGGGCCUUCCUUCCGAAGAUCGGGAUGUGUACAACUGCCUGGAUAUGCCGCUUGGCUUGGAUCGGUUGCGCAAUAUUCCCCAUAUCGCGGGCCACGGAACUUUCAACGCACUGCCCUAUUUAUACAAGAUCGCGGCUCGUGAUGACGUUCUGGAUGUGGGCGCCUGUUCCUCCAAGUUGCAUUGGGCCCUUGCAGGUGUUACGGGGGCGGAGACCUCCCAACAUAUCGACAGCGGGGGAUACGGAACGGUUGUAGAGGUUCUUUCUGGCACCAAGCUAUGGGCUGUUGGCGUUCGCAACGACGGUUCUUCUUUCGCGAACGACACGCAUUGUGUCGUACGUGCAGACGAAUUCGAUGACUGGCAGUCGCUCGAGCGUCUCGACAUGCGUUGGGAGUCUAUCCUUCUCCGCACCGGUGAUAUCUUUAUCAUGCGGCCGGGCCCGCACAUGGUCUACACGGUGGAAAGCUCGCUGUGCUACGGAGAGUACUUUAUAUCGCCUGCAUCGCUUGUUGACCAUGCAACCUCCUUCGCUCUCACCACGGUCGGCGACAAGAUCGUCACGAACGAUCGUAUCCCGGAAGCGCUGCCACUCUACUUGGCCUUUGCGUCCUGGUGGUGGCAUGGGGACAUAGCCUGUCAUGGGGAUGUGUACGAUCCGAGCGCUCGGUCCUGUCGUCCGCCCCUGGAACACGAUCCCGCCUCGUAUAUUGCGUUGCUCGCCAUGAAUGUCUUCCAGACAACGCUGUCCGUCGCGACCUACGACGAGACGCAGUCGUCUGCUAAGUCCAAAGGGGUUGUCAUAGAGGCGACUACUGGCAUCAUUUAUCGCGAAGAAGCUGGUCGCGUUCACGAGUGGAUUUGCCGGCAAGGCGUCAUUGCAAGGAAGGGUAUGGAAGUCGAUCUCUCGCACUCUGAUGCAGAUCGGAUCAAGCUUCUUCGCGAUCUCGUGCUUGACUAUGGUCGGGGGAUUUACAAGCUCGCGGUCAACCACUCCGACACGUACCCAAACUUCGCCUUUGCUUCUCUACGCUCUCGCCUUCUGUCGGACGCUCGUGGCGCGUACAAGGUCAACGUGAAGGACUGGCUACACAACGUUGGAGAUGAGCGGGUGCCACUGAUUCCGGAUGUAGUGUUCCUGCCGUCCCCUCGCCCCGAUCUAAAGUUUGCGUUUUAG
Molecule: messenger RNA, 1821 nt
Organism: Peniophora sp. CBMAI 1063
Lineage: Eukaryota; Fungi; Basidiomycota; Agaricomycetes; Russulales; Peniophoraceae
Source: the annotation of a GenBank genome assembly